Molecule: messenger RNA, 2245 nt
Organism: Rosa rugosa (rugosa rose)
Lineage: Eukaryota; Viridiplantae; Streptophyta; Magnoliopsida; Rosales; Rosaceae
Product: F-box/LRR-repeat protein At4g14103-like
Exons: 4
Coding region: 182-1639 (485 amino acids)
Molecular function (GO): protein binding
Source: RefSeq, a predicted model, not a curated record
CAAUGGGGUACGAUGGCAGAUGGUCUAAAAACCCGUAAACAAAUUGCUUUAAUCUUCCUCAGCCGCUUGGUCUUCCCUUAUAUAUAUCUCAAGGUUCUCUCAUUGAGCUUGCGAUUCAUCUCUAGCUGUCGGCCAUCGUCUCCAUCUUUGAGCUGAGCAAUAAAUCUGUAAGCCCUUAUCAAUGAUGUUGUGCAAGAAGUUAUGGUCAGACAGAUUUAGUAAUCUUCCGGACGACGUUGCUCAUCAUAUUCUGUCCUUCCUCGGUGUCAGAGAUCUCGCUUCUGUAGGGGCUGUGUCCAAAAGGUGUAGAGAAUUUUACCUCUCAGUACCAUCAGUGAAUAUUGAUGCAAGUUGUUAUCUCCAUGCAGUUCCAUUAGUGAAUCUUGAUGCAAGUUGUUAUCUAAAAACCAGCAGCAAGUUAGGAGCGCUGAUGUGUUUCUGGGAUAGAUACAUGUUUCAGCGUGGUGUUAAUAAGAUGCAACGCUUUUACAUUAAUUGGACUUUCUUCACACGCGGCAUUGCGAAUAAAGACUCUGUGGAGCAAUAUCGAAUAAACUCUUGGAUUCAUAACGCAGUAAGGUGUAAUGUUGAAGAGCUUAACCUUAAUUUCACAGCAUGUGGUGGAUUCACGUUUGUGCUGCCAUCUUGCCUAUAUCAGUCACAAUCUUUCAAGUCUCUAGUAUUAAAUUUAAAAUGCUUGGAUGAGAUGACUCUUGAAGCACCACCAGUAUCUCUUUCCUGCAAUCUCCGUUACUUGCAGUUGACUUCUGUUAGAAUAGCAGAUGAAAAGUUUUGCAAGUGGAUCUCCUCUAGCUGCAAAUGCAUUAAGGAAUUACAGCUUAUUCAAGUUAAAGGGAUUAAAAAUAUUACCAUUCAAAGCUCGUCUUUGGAGUCAUUUACUUUUGUUGGUAUGGACCUGGUCGACCUUAAUAUCUCCGGUCAGAAGCUUAGAAGUAUUGAAAUAAAGUGGAACUUUUAUUCUUCACCUGGGUACUGCUCAUUGAAUAUAUCUGCUCCAAAUCUGGAAGAUUUAACAUGGGCGGGCAAGGUCUUGAAUAGCCAAAAUCUGGGCAAAUUACUGAAUUUAAAAAGAGCUUUCAUUGCUCUUGAGCCUACGGUAGAUGACAAUUUAUCUGAGGUCUUUUCUAGUAUAUGUAGGACUAAAGAUCUUGGUAUAAAUGAGAACACCAUGAAGGCUAUGUUCAAAGACUGUUUCAUGCAAGCACCAUUAGAUGACAUUCGUCGCCUGGGUCUUCAACUUCCGAGCUUCAGUAAUGACAUAGUUCCAAUAACGGCCUCUCUUCUCAGAAGAACUGGUUAUCUGAAUAGCUUGGUACUGAUGAGUUCUAAACCUUCUAGAUCGGACUCUAAAUCUAUAUCUUCAUCUGGAUUUGAUAUGGGAUACUGGAAAUUGCAAAACCUCACUUUCGUUUACCAGCUGGAGGAUUUGCGCAUAGACCUCUCCAGCGGGUCUAAUGAAAUUGAGUUUGCAAAGUACAUUCUCGAGAAUGCUCCGAAUUUGAAGAAGAUCGUGAUCCGCCAUCAUCCGGGAUCCCAACAAUCAAAUAUCGUAGUUGGGAAGGUGACCAGAUGCAAGAUCAUUUCGAGAGCCAUUAUUGUGAUCCAGGAAAUUCGGUGAUGAAAUAGUCUUCUGUUAGAUGAUUGUGAGAGUUUUAGUUUUUUUUUAGGUUUGAGCCAUCUGGGUAUUUUGAUGAAGCUAUUUUUUAGCAAGACACUAAAUACUGGAUCCAGAAACAGAAACAAUUUCCUUUUGCAAAACAAUAUUCUGGUGCAGAGUGAAAAUACAUUGCAUCAAGCAAGUUGCGACUGAAUUACUAUACCUUCCCACUUCAGAAACUAUCAAGGGUUAUUAGUUAUUACUGCAUGGAGAGGAAUAUUGUCCAGCUUCUUGGAUAUAAGACUGAGGGUGAUGCACCAAGUCUUAAGCUAACAAAUCAAUCACGACAUUUAAAUUACUUCCAUGACUUGAAGACAUUUGGAAUUCAAACAAACAACACUCGCUUCCAAAAUUCUCAUUCUUAUCCACAAUAUCAUGGGAACUACAAAUUGACAUACCACUGAAUUUGUACAACAAUCAACAAUAGCAUUCGUCCUAAUAGAAAGUCACAGAAAAGCCCUAUAAACACUACGGGUACCAUCAUACAGCUAAGCUUGUACCUGCCAUGCAGUUCUUUGUCAAUUAGUUCAAUUUUAGACUAAGUCGUAACAAGUCUGUUCAAUUCAG